This is a messenger RNA of Pipra filicauda (Wire-tailed manakin), 3628 nucleotides long. RefSeq names its product coiled-coil domain containing 85A (gene CCDC85A). The record is from RefSeq and is a predicted model, not a curated record. Lineage: Eukaryota; Metazoa; Chordata; Aves; Passeriformes; Pipridae. The transcript is spliced from 3 exons. The coding region runs from base 105 to 1277 and encodes 390 amino acids.
CCGGGGGCACCCGCGGGCUCCGGGCUCGCCCUUUGCCCCGGCGGCGGCGGAGGGGCGGCCCCGGCAGCGCGGGGAGGCUCCGCGGCUGCCCCCGCGCCGCCACCAUGGCCAAAGUGGCGGCGGAAAGUUGCGGGUCGGCGCCGGCCGAGGACUUGUCCAAGGUGUCGGACGAGGAGCUGCUCAAGUGGAGCAAGGAGGAGCUGAUCCGCAGCCUCCGCCGCGCCGAGGCCGAGAAGAUGAGCGCGAUGCUGGACCACAGCAACCUCAUCCGCGAGGUGAACCGCCGCCUCCAGCUCCACCUCGGCGAGAUCCGCGGCUUGAAGGAUAUCAACCAGAAGCUGCAAGAGGAUAACCAGGAGCUGAGGGACCUGUGCUGCUUCCUGGACGACGACCGACAGAAGGGCAAGAAGGUGUCCCGGGAGUGGCAGCGGCUGGGCAGGUACAGCGCCAGCGUGAUGCACAAAGAGGUGGCCCUGUACCUGCAGAAGCUGAAGGAACUGGAGGUGAGACAGGAAGAAGUGGUCAAGGAGAACCUGGAGCUGAAGGAGCUGUGUGUGCUGCUGGAUGAGGAGAAGGGCGGCGGGGCCGGGAGCCGGAGCUCCAUCGACAGCCAGCUCAGCCUGUGCCAGCUGACGGCGCCCAGCGCCUACAUCCGAGACGUGGGGGACGGCAGCAGCACCUCCAGCACGGGCAGCACAGACAGCCCCGACCACCACAAACACCACCCCAGCACCAGCCCCGAGCACCUGCAGAAGGCUCGGGGGGAAGGCAGCCCCGAGCACCAGAAGCACCGGAGCAUCAGCCCCGAGCACCUGCAGAAGCCGCGCGGCUCCGGCAGCCCUGACCACCACCUGAAAGGGCUGAGCCCCGAGCACCACAAAGCCGUGGUCAAAGUCCCCGACCAACAAAAGCACAGCAGCAGCAGCCCAGAAACUAUCCCAAAGCACGUGCUGAGUAGUAGCCCCGAACACUUUCCAAAGCAGAGGCCUGGUGGCAGCCCUGAGCACCAAAAGCACAGCGGUGGCAGCCCAGACCACCUCCAGAAGCACACGCCGAGCGGGAGUACAGAACACCUGCACAAGGUGAGGGGCACCAGCCCAGAGCACCUCAAACAGCACUAUGGAGGCAGCCCCGAGCACCUCAAACACCUCAGCGGAGGCAGCAGGGAAGGGACCCUCAGGAGACAAGUGACAGAGGACCUGUCCCCUCACCACAGGAGUAUUUACAACGGAAUGAAUGCUCUCCAAGCACCAAGACCAAAGGCUCUUCAGUCUUAACUGAACAGCAGAAGGUGCCAGAAUCUAUGUCUCCUCUGUAAAUGACCUUUUGAUUUAUUCCUGUUGUUGGAUCACCUGGUCUGCGCUCCACUCCGUAAUGCUGAAUGCUACAUUCUCACCACUUACAACCAUAGCACGUGCAAAUAUUUUGGACAACCAGGAGGACAAAAGCAUCCUGAACUUUUAUUAAAAUAAGUGCUACUUCCAGCAUGAAGCCACUGGGAUUUGUGUUUUUUACCUUCCCCGUGAAUGGAAUAAACCUGGACGAUUUUGUCCCUUUUGAGCGUACUGGAAUGUUGUAUUCAGCCUGGUAAAAAUGAAUUGCUGGAUUGCCUGGGAGCAUGGAAGUGGCUGAUCAGACUCUAGGAAGCGUGGAUCUCAUGGUUUUAUCCUGUCAAGUCACUUCAUCAUCCUGGCUUUGUCCAGAAUGGGUUGGACAGCGUUGGCUCCUUGUAUUGAUCACAGAACUGCAAGUACAUCCAGCUGCAGACCCCUGGAAUACUGACAAGAUGGUUGGGGAAGUCCAGAAAGAGAUGUAACACAACAGGGUUUGCUUGUCCCACAUUCCUGGUAAUUCUACAACAGCCCCAAAUCAGCAAAGUGCAUUCAUUGUACUUAAAGGACAAGUCAAGGCUUAUCAACUGGAAACGUGUCCUUCAGGCCCUGAAGCCACGAGUCAUUUUCCUGGGCCACAUGUCCUACUCCACCUCUCUUGCUCCAUGGUGUUUUCACUUGAUUUUACUUUUUAACUGACAAACCCAACAGUUGAUUCUGGUAGCAGUUUGGAAAAUGGAGAUUUGAAGGAUUAGUGAAGAAUGUUUGACUGAGAAUUUCUGUUGGUGUUGAGAGCAAAAUACCUGUUGAAUUUAUCUACACGGAAAGUUCUGUAGUUUAAAUGUAGCAAACCUUGGCUGUGUCUGCCUUGUGCUUAGUAGGGAUGCACUUGGCACAUGGAUUUUUCAGUCAACUGACGUUAGAUAUUAGUCCUGCCUGUAGGAUUUUUGGAUAUUCAUUGUCCUCAUUGCAAGGGAAACGGGAUAUUGCCUGUGAAGAUGCAGUCAGGUGACAGCCUGGGGAGUAAGAGGCUCUGGAAGCUCUUGGGAAAGGAUCUAUAAUGGAAGAUGAAGUGACAAGUAGAUCUCCACUUCUGGAUGAGAAAAAUCCAGAUAGUGUUUAUAUUCUGUUUACUAGGAAGUGCUGUUUCCCAGGAAACCAGGAACAUUUUAAUUGCAAACACUGAGCCUUCCUGGACUGGGUUUUUGCCCCUCAGUGUGGUACUCAGGUGUGAGAGGCUGACAGUGUGGAGGGGUGAGAUUUUGGGGGUAGAUAAGCCAUGGUUUGGUUUCAUUGCAGGCAAGUUUGCUAAUGCCUGUUCCCAUAGGACGGGAGAUCUGAGCAUCCUCUGCCUCCUCAUGGCUCAGGGGGCUCCCUCCCCCUGUGCUGUGGCACCACUGCCGUGGAAUCAUCUGAUCCUGUGUCCUGCAUUGUAUCAGAUCUGGCAGCCAGCACAAUAAAUGGUCAGUGAUACCUGUCUGAUGUGUCUGUGGCGUGUUUAAGUUCUGCUGAUUUUGUGGACAGAGGGAAAGACUGAAAAUCUGUAACAUGUUGGUCUUCAGACUAAACCUAUUUAUGCACCUUCUGGAAACUGCCUUUGCAGCACGGCCCUUCUUUUUGGGCCCAGUCUGUUGGGUCAAAACCUUCGUGCUGCAGAAACUUCUUUCUUUCUGAGUUUCAGUGAGCCCUGUGAGCUUCUGAAAGGUCCAAGGCAAGGCUGUGACCUCAGGGGUGGGGACCGAGGUACCUACAGGAGAGGAGGAUGGUGCUGCUUUUCUUUGCUGCCUCGGUUGCCAUGGAAAGCAACCAGAAAGUCUUGUCCUUGCUCCAGGUUGUAACGGGGAGGUAACGGAGCCUCCGGGGCUUUGGGAUUGGCUGGAGUGACUGUGAGGAGAGAAAGCAGCCCUGACCAGAGGGCCUGGGCUUUUCAGCUGCACGUGGAGUAACUCACAGUGCCUCUGGCCCUGGAGAUCUCCCGCGUGUUCCGUGGGAUGACAUCAACGUGUGGGACAUGGACUGACGCGCGUGAACUCUGCCCUGGUGGCCAGGACAAAUGUCUUUGUGAAGGCAAGACCUUUGGGGGGUGUGAAGAGCUCUGGAUGUGCUGUGGCCCUGAGUAAAUGCCUGGGUACUACCUGGAGCUUUUUAUCAAUAGUUCUGAAAACAGCGUGCCGACAACGCAAAUAUUGUCAUUGUCACCCCGAGUGGGAACAGCUAAACAAAUGACAAGACAGGAUUCAGCAGCCUCAAAUCACUAAACCUUACAUGCAGCUUUCCUGAGUGUUUGCUGCUGAUUA